UUCAAAUCUCACAUCACAUCAUUACAUCGCCACACACCAGGAGAGUCUUGAGACCUCACCUCGCAUCUCACAACAAACAUCACAUCACCACGGGAAAGGGCAAAAGAUCACAACAUGAAGCUCACAAGUGUACUCCUCUUCGCCACAACCGCCCUCAGCCUCCCAACAUCACGACCAGAGACUCCGAAACCACACUGGCCCACGGUCAGUAGUGACUGGGGUUCCCUCAGGCACGUGGCCCCCAACGGCCUGUUGGAGGCGGACUCGGACGAUCUGCGAAGAAGCGUCGCCGCCGUCCUCGAGGCGCGCGAACCCCCGGAAGCUUUUGAUGGGGUUUGUCCGGCGAGGGGCUGGGACUGCUCGUGUUGGUUGCACCCUUGGAGCAAUUCGUGUAACUGGGACUGAUUGAUUCUUUCUUUGUUCUUCUUUUUGGGGAAGGACGAUUGCGGUGAAUUGUGAAUGGAGGUUUUGUAACUAUCAGCCACACUUGGAGCGUUGGGCCUCACAGUGCGUUAACUAAUCUCACAAAGUUGUUUGGUGAAGAAAGAUUU
Dissoconium aciculare CBS 342.82 is the source of this 551-nucleotide messenger RNA. RefSeq lists its product as uncharacterized. The transcript has a single exon. Lineage: Eukaryota; Fungi; Ascomycota; Dothideomycetes; Mycosphaerellales; Dissoconiaceae. Bases 115 to 405 code for a protein of 96 amino acids. The record is from RefSeq and is a predicted model, not a curated record.